CCUCGCUAGCCUUCCCACCACCUCUUCUGCCUUUUUCUUGCCUGCCCUCGUCCGUCGAGCUCGUCCUCACGCCUCGCCCUGCUGUCAUCCUGCCCCUUCCACGUCACCUCCGCCGUUGGGCUCGACUGCAUACCCGGAUAACUCACGAUCUCGCCUGCCGGACCCCUUGUCCCUUGGCCUCAUCGUUUGCCACUUGCAACCUUCGUCUGGGCUUCGGUCUGCUGUGUUGACCUGCUUCCCGGCACGGUCUGCAUCUCUCAUCGCCCGAGCUGCAGUAUAGCACAGCCGCCCUGUUCGAACUAAUACCACUUGUGCACAUCGGAAAGUCUGCCCAAGAUGUCCCACGGCUUCUAUAUCCAGUACCUCGAGAGUCUUUGCAAGCGCCGGGGUUGGGUUGACCCCACGUACGAAUGUUACCAGGAGCCCCGGGGUUACGCGUGCCUCGUCCUCGUCAAUGGACGCGAGUACCAGACCGACAACCUCUACGAGUCGGGCAGCCUCGCUCAGGAGAACGCUGCUAUGCGAGCUUUCAUGGUCUGCCGUAACUUCUCGGUCAACGGCGGCAUGCUUGCCCGAAACGGAAUUGUUCAGGGCAUGCCGGCCACCGAGUCUGGCGGCAAGCGUAGAAAGUCGUCUCGCCAUGUUACAUCGUCGAGCCACAGCCACGGCCACCGCGAGUCCCGUCACCACCGGUCCGGCCAUCACUCGAGCAGCAGCUCCACUGCCUCGUUUGAAUAGAUGGCAGAUGUGCCCUUUGGAGACGUGAUUGGUCAGGCCGAUUCUUCUCACCGGCUAUUGAGCUUACACCCUGCUGCGGCACCCCAUCUCGCACAGCGCAGGUCAACACAACAUAUUUGGACAACGGCGGCACAGUGAUUUUUCUAAACUACACACACGACGAAGCUUCACAGCUUACUUACCAGGAGCUCACAUCCUGACUCCUCGGGCGCAAACUUCAAUGCAUAGCGAUUUGGACAACCAAGCAAAC
Microdochium trichocladiopsis is the source of this 988-nucleotide messenger RNA. RefSeq lists its product as uncharacterized. The record is from RefSeq and is a predicted model, not a curated record. The coding region runs from base 337 to 738 and encodes 133 amino acids. The transcript has 3 exons. NCBI's taxonomy places the organism in Eukaryota, Fungi, Ascomycota, Sordariomycetes, Xylariales, Microdochiaceae.